GCUGGCCUAUAUAACGCGUCCACAGCUCCUCAGCCUCAGUUCACACGCUGACUCCAUCACACCACCAUGAACACCAAGGUCUUCCUCCUGCUGGCCAUGGCCGCCCUUGCUGCCGCUGACUUCAGCUACGGCAGGCCUGACAGUCGCUCCUUCGAGUCCUUCGAGUCCUACGAGUCCGACGAGUUCACCAGGCCCAAAUACGAGUUCCAGUGGGCUGUCAGGGACGCCUCCAGCGGCAACGACUUCGACCACAAGGAAGCCCGCGACGGUGAAGACACCCAGGGCGCGUACAGCGUGCACCCUCCCUGACGGCCGCCGCCAGACCGUCUCUUACGUCGUGGACGGUAACGACGGCUACGUGGCCGACGUCAAGUACGACGGCGUGGCUCGCUACCACCGACUCCCACUCCCGCGAGUCCUUCGAGUCCUUCCGCUCUGGUUCAGACUCCUUCGAGUCCCGCGAAUUCUUCCGCCCACGUAGACCCUCUUACUUCUAAGACCCCAACGAGUCCAAGUAAACAAACAGACCGACGAGACCAAGCCUCCUGCUGGCCACUCGCUCUCCGCCGCCAAGACUCCUAUUUAUUGUCCCUCUCAUUGCUGACAAUGGGAACACGCACAUUAUUUAUUGACAAAUAAAACACCGAAAGCAAA
Molecule: messenger RNA, 654 nt
Organism: Scylla paramamosain (green mud crab)
Lineage: Eukaryota; Metazoa; Arthropoda; Malacostraca; Decapoda; Portunidae
Product: cuticle protein 8-like
Exons: 3
Coding region: 67-309 (80 amino acids)
Cellular component (GO): extracellular matrix
Source: RefSeq, a predicted model, not a curated record